CCGAAAUUCUCCAGUACUGCCAUGUUCGUCGCGUCGACCGUAGCCCGCGCCACAUCUCCCUGGGCUCGCGUAACACUGCAUGCAAGUCACCACUACAAUUCAUCCCAGUACACCAAUCCUUUUCGAAAAAUGGUGCUGCCCGACGGCGUCGAUAUCAUUCUCAUCUCCGAGCUCGUGUUCACUAUCUCUGGUUCCUUCAACAAAGAUAAGGUGUCCGCAGAGGAAAUCCUUGCCUCCAGAUUGACUGAAAUGAUUGUUGACUACUUCCAAUCGGUAAGUACUCUGCUUGUGGCUACAAUGUGUGAGACCGUUAUCGCCGCAUAGACUAGUAUGGAACUGGGCAUCUCUCUAGUGUCAAGCGCAUACAUCGAUAUCAAGGACGGUCUCGUCAAGUUCAAGAUCGCUCUACCGCAAGACCCUUGUCCCCCACUUGCCGGUGUCCACUUUUCGCUGAGCAGGAUUGAUCUCAAAUUUGCCUGGAAGGCUGAGACUACUGAGUGCUCGACGGUUUCUCUCAUCUCUCCGUUCUCUGCCUACUUGUCGCUUCCUUUUCGAAUGUUACUCGACACCGUUCUCCAUCAUUUCGUCACUUGGCAUCUCGUUCGACGCUAUCCCCUCAUCUUCGGACUUUGGGCUCAACAACUCUCUCUCGAACGGCCUUACUUCGACAAGAUCUUCCGGUCAAUAUCUAGAAUGAUCAAGAGAUCGGACGGGCUCUUCCGCAGAGAUUGUAAAGCGAUUAUCAAGCGCAUCCGGAACGAGCAACAGGCAAACCUCGAGAGCGCCGUAGCCUCUCUCUUAGCCUACUCAAAUCAAGACCGAGAUGGUCCUGAGUUUACUUCAGAAGAGGCAUUCUCCCUUGCGAUGGAACUUCGAUAUCGAAUGUGCUUACGUCGCCCCCAAUUCAAGGGUAUCGGGCGUGGCUCUGUGUCUAACCGACGAACCGAACAAGUCGUAGCCGACAAUAACGGCUCUCAAACACCUCCGGAUCUGGAAGACGAUGGACUAUGGCGCCCACCUCUUCUGCGACUGGAGAGCUCGCUUGUCAACACCUCUUCUCCAACCCCACUCUUCGAUGUCAUUCUGAAUCCAGCGGGUCAAGCGGACUCCCUGAUGGAUUUGGACGCAGAAAUACUGGACAUGAACUCUGACGGAUAUGACGACUCAGCCGACCGUCUCCCACCGACUCUCUUCGAGAAUGCCUAUCUGCGUCAGAACCUUUCUUUCGAAGGCCAUGACGAGCCCAGUUUAGACUGGAGCUUCACUUCAGAAACGCAAUCAGCUGCCGGUCCAGAGUCACCCGACCACUUAAUAGUGUUCCCCUCCGCCAUUGCAACUCCGCUCGAUUCUCCUUUCCCAUGUAUGUCUCGUAGGCUCACUCUGGGCUCGGACCCGUGUAUCGACUUCGAUCAUUGUCGGUCUGUGCCCGAGCCAGAAGCCGGUCUGGAGGCGUUCGAAGAUCUGUUUGAUUCAGACUUGUCCGAGGGUCGGGAUGCAGCAUUGGAGCAUCCAGCGGGUAAUUCUAUUGACGUUGUCAUGGACAGUGGAGCACCAGCUUCACACGAGGAUUUGGAAUGGGCAGAAUGGUAAAUAACCAUACAGUAGAGCAAACACGCAUAUGUAAUCAUAGCAACGGUGACCAGUGUGCAUGGGAUCAAAUACCACACCCAAUCUAGAC
This is a messenger RNA of Mycena citricolor, 1678 nucleotides long. NCBI's taxonomy places the organism in Eukaryota, Fungi, Basidiomycota, Agaricomycetes, Agaricales, Mycenaceae. The record is from the annotation of a GenBank genome assembly.